Cololabis saira (Pacific saury) is the source of this 6306-nucleotide messenger RNA. RefSeq names its product INO80 complex ATPase subunit (gene ino80). Gene Ontology annotation, cellular component: nucleus; Ino80 complex. Gene Ontology annotation, biological process: DNA repair; DNA-templated transcription; chromatin remodeling. NCBI's taxonomy places the organism in Eukaryota, Metazoa, Chordata, Actinopteri, Beloniformes, Belonidae. The transcript has 37 exons. Bases 246 to 4973 code for a protein of 1575 amino acids. Gene Ontology annotation, molecular function: histone binding; ATP binding; ATP-dependent chromatin remodeler activity. The record is from RefSeq and is a predicted model, not a curated record.
GUGGCCGCCUCUCUGCUGCUGCUGCCGACUCAAAGCUCGCAGACUCGCCCGGCGCCUCCAACCGCCAUUUUGGAGUCAGAGAACCGAGAGUCGACAGCAGCCAGCGACGAGAGAGACCGAGAGGGGGGACACGGGGCCGAGGCUCAUUACAUUUGGUCGGUUGUUAAUCCUGUAACCAAGAACGAUGCCAUCUCUUACUGAGGAGUGAAAGGUGCUGCCCUGCUGGGCAGAGGAAUCUGUGCUGCAUGGCGUCGGGGCAGGGCAGCCGGCUGGAGGUUGGGGCAUCAGGGGUUUCUGGCUUGGCUAAACCUCUCUACCUGCAGCGCUUGGAAAGAACCCUGAAAUUGGACAGUUUUUUGCGCCAAACGUCUGCCAUCUUUAACAGAGACAUAACCAGUGAUGAUAGUGACGACAGUGACGGUGCAUUGGGGACGGGGCUCUCUCUGGACCCCCCAUCUCAACAUCCAGCUUUGACUGUGAAGAGUGAGCCAUGUGAGCAAGGAGAUGGUUUGCCAGAGGGCAAACCCCUUAACGGAGUACUCCUGCAAAAUAAAGACCAAAAGGAAGAUAAAACAAACCUCUACAAUUUUUCCAAGUUGAAGAAGAACAGAAAAUGGCUGAAGAAUAUCCUGUUGAGUGAUGACACCACAGACUCAGACACAGACUCCGAUGAUUCCAACUUCAGUUUGUCCCGGGAGGAGCUGCACGACAUGCUGAGGCUCCACCGUCACACCAGGCAGCAUCAGAGCAAGUUCUACUCCGAUCGAGAGCUUUACCAGUAUCGCUACUACAGCACCGGGCUCCUAUCCACUCAUGACCCAUUCUAUGAGCAACAGCGCCACCUACAGGGCUCAAAGAAAAAGAAAAUUAAAGAUGAGAAGAAAUUCAAAGCCAAACUGAAAAAAGUGAAGAAGAAGAAGAAAAGGGGAGAGGGAGAGCUCUUGGACGAGGAGCGUCCUUAUGUUAAUAAGAUAUUUGCGAAGUUUUCCCAUGAUGCUCCACUGCCCACGGUGAAGAAAAAGCAUCUCACUAUUGAGCAACUGAAUGUACGGCGACGCAAAGUGUGGCUCACCAUCGCUAAAAAGGAGAUCCCUAAGUCUUUCAAGCAGAAGACGUCGGCAAAAAACCUUGUAUUAACCAACGCUAAAAAGCUGGCUCACCAGUGCAUGCGAGAGGUCCGGCGUGCAGCUAUUCAGGCUCAGAAGAACUGCAAAGAGACGUUGCCCCGUGCUCGACGGCUUACCAAGGAGAUGAUGCUCUACUGGAAGAAAUAUGACAAGGUGGAAAAAGAGCACAGAAAGAGGGCCGAGAAGGAAGCUCUGGAGCAACGUAAACUAGACGAAGAGAUGAGAGAGGCCAAGCGUCAGCAGCGCAAACUGAAUUUCCUCAUCACACAGACAGAACUGUAUGCUCAUUUUAUGAGUGGAAAAGCCACCAUGGGGGGUCCCGGAGGAGACAGAGGUCAAGAGGAAAUUCUGAGAAAGCUUGACGAUAAUGCAGCCCAGAGAAAAAUUGACAUCGGAGGAGGCGUAAUGGUCAACAUGGGACAGGAGGACUACGGUAGGAAUGAUAGUGAAUACUACAAAUCUCAGGCCUUGAGGAAUGCCAAAGAAGCCUACCAGAUUCACCAAGAGAGAACACGAAUGUUUGAUGAAGAUGCUCAAGACAGCCGCAGUGCUUCUAUGCACACAGCCGGUGGCUUGUCCUCUGGGUUUGGAGAAAGCUACAGCCUUGCAAACCCAUCCAUCCAAGCAGGAGAUGACAUUCCUCAGCCCACCAUCUUCAAUGGAAAGCUCAAGGGUUACCAACUUAAAGGCAUGAACUGGCUGGCCAAUCUUUAUGAACAGGGAAUUAAUGGAAUCUUGGCAGAUGAAAUGGGACUGGGGAAGACAGUUCAGAGUAUCGCCCUGUUGGCCCACCUAGCAGAGAGAGACAACAUCUGGGGUCCAUUCCUCAUCAUCUCUCCAGCAUCCACGCUCAACAACUGGCAUCAGGAAUUCACACGCUUUGUUCCCAAAUUCAAGGUGUUACCAUACUGGGGGAACCCUCAUGACCGCAAAGUGAUCCGGAAAUUUUGGAGCCAGAAAACUCUCUACACCCAAAAUGCACCGUUCCACGUGGUGAUUACGAGCUACCAACUAGUGGUCCAAGAUGUCAAGUACUUUCAGAGGGUCAAGUGGCAAUACAUGGUUCUGGAUGAGGCCCAAGCGCUGAAAAGCAGCACCAGUGUUCGGUGGAAAAUCCUCCUGCAGUUCCAGUGUCGAAACAGACUCCUGCUGACCGGGACGCCCAUCCAGAACACGAUGGCUGAGCUGUGGGCCCUGCUGCACUUCAUCAUGCCCAUAUUGUUUGAUUCCCAUGAAGAGUUUAACGAGUGGUUCUCCAAGGACAUUGAGAGCCACGCUGAAAACAAGUCUGCCAUCGAUGAGAACCAACUUUCCAGAUUGCACAUGAUCCUUAAACCUUUCAUGCUUCGAAGAAUAAAGAAAGAUGUGGAAAACGAGCUCUCAGACAAGAUUGAGAUCCUGACCUACUGCCAGCUGACGUCCCGACAGAGGUUGCUCUACCAGGCUCUGAGGAACAAGAUCUCCAUCGAGGAUCUGCUCCAGUCCUCCAUGGGCACGGCCCAGCAGUCCCACACCACCACCUCCUCACUCAUGAACCUGGUCAUGCAGUUUAGGAAGGUCUGCAAUCACCCCGACUUGUUUGAGCGCCAGGAGACGCGCUCUCCUUUCCACAUGUCCCUCAAGCCUUACGUCAUGUCAAAGUUCCUCUACCGUCACGGCCUCCUCCAUGCACACAACCAGGCCAAGAACAAAUUACUGCAAGUGCUGUUGUCUCCCUUCUCUCCAAAUCACAUCCAGCAGUCUCUUUUUCACAGGAAAGGUGAUGACAAAGGAAGUUGCUUCUCUUUCUUGCGCUUUAUCGAUGUUUCACCAGCUGAGAUGUCCAAUAUGAUGCUGCGAGGCACUUUAGUGAGAUGGUUAGCCCUUUUUCUGUCUCUGAAAGCUGCGUACCGGCUCCACUAUCAACGCCAGUUUGGCCUCGGUGGAGAAGGUGAAGAAGGUUCUGCAAAUGAGGAUGGGAACAGACCAAAGAUAAAGUGUCUGUCUCGCGAGGACCUCAUCCUGUGGAUAAACAGACCCGUCGCCUUCCCUAACAUACAAACCAGCCCCAUCCUUCAGGAUUUGGUGUUCACAGCCCCCAGGCCCGAACUAAUGGGACACCAAGACGUCAGGAUCCUCGGCAGAAAUUCGUCCACGCUCCGGCCCUGCCAGCGCACACCGCCACCCAAAUUCCUGCUAGCCGCUACACCAAAGGUGACAGCCGUUCCCAUGGAGCGUUAUUGUGAGGACCGCUGUGCAGAGUACAAGUGGCAGGUGACACGCGGCGGAGGGGGCGCGACCUUCAGGCAGUGUUUCCUCUACGGAUCCUGUGAACUCGCCUCAGUAAGGACCAGUUCUUUCCACCCAGAAGGCCCUGCCGGCGUGAUGGCCCUAAAACCUCGUCACGGAUGGUCCUUCAUACGGAUACCUGAUAAGGAAAGCCUGAUCACGGAGAGUGGAAAGCUCCACACCUUGGAUAUCCUUCUGAGUCGGCUAAAGGCCCAGGGACACCGAGUUCUCAUCUACUCCCAGAUGACACGCAUGAUAGACCUGCUGGAGGAGUACAUGGUUUACCGUAACCACACCUACAUUCGCCUCGAUGGAUCCUCAAAGAUUUCUGAACGCAGAGACAUGGUGGCUGACUUCCAGAGCCGAACGGAUAUCUUUGUGUUUCUGCUCAGUACAAGAGCCGGCGGGCUUGGCAUUAACCUGACUGCUGCCGACACUGUUAUCUUCUAUGACAGCGACUGGAACCCUACGGUGGACCAACAGGCCAUGGACAGGGCCCACAGGCUGGGUCAGACCAAGCAGGUCACCGUCUAUCGCCUCAUCUGUCAGGGAACCAUCGAGGAGAGGAUCCUGCAGCGCGCCAAGGAGAAGAGCGAGAUCCAAAGGGUUGUCAUCUCUGGGGGCAACUUUAAACCAGACACACUCAAACCUAAAGAAGUGGUCAGCCUGCUUUUGGACGACGACGAGCUGGAGAAGAAACUGCGACAAAGACAAGACGAGAAGAGGCAGGUGGAGGAGACCAGCAAGGUGAAGGAGCGCAAGAGGAAGAGGGAGAAGUACGCGGAGAAGAAGAAGGAGGAGUCCGAGAACAAAAGGAAAAAGGAAGUGAACCUGGUCAUUUCCCACGCGCCCUCGGCCGACAACUCCAACCUGUCGGCGGACGGAGACGACUCGUUCAUCAGCGUUGACAUGGACUCGGCCAUGCCUAGUCCUUUCAGUGAGCCUGUGUAUCUGUCUGUGUGUGCCCCUCUUCAUGGACAGAUCUCCAUGAGCAGCGAGCUCCAGCCCGGCUCGUUACCUCCGGACGCCGAUGCCGACGAGAGCAGCAGCGACAUGCUGGUCAUCGUGGACGAUCCCGUUUCCUCUGCGCAGCAGUCGCGUGCAACCAACUCCCCCGCCUCGGUGUCAGGAUCCGUCUCUGACAACAUGAAUGGUGUUUCAGCUUCGGACGCAGCCGGUUCGGGCCGAGGCCGGUCGGGGCGGAGUCGUGGGCGGCCUAAAGGAUCAGGAAGCGGGUCUAAGUCUGGAGGGAAAGGACGCGGGCGCAAGUCGACGGCGGGUAGCGCGGCAGCUAUGGCAGGAGCGAUGGCCGGAGCGGCCGCUGCUUCAGCUGCAGCUUACGCAGCUUACGGCUACAAUGUUGCAAAAGCCGGCGUCUCUGCGUCCAGCCCCCUGCAGCCCUCCCUGGGCCGGUCGGGUACCAGCCCCGCCUUUAACCCCAGCAGAAGCAGCUCCCCUCAGGCCAGGGGAGGCCCGGCCCCCCCCUCCCCCCACAAACCACUGGCCCCCGGCCACCACCACAGCAGCCACGGCGCAGUCAGGAAGAGCAAAGGCCCCGGCGGUCCAGGGGCUCGAUGAUGUUCCCCGCGCACACUGAACGCACGCGCCCUCACGCACCGCUAUCUCAGUCUCCCCACUUACAGAUAACUGACCCGCUUUUCACUGUGAACCCCACAGAGGCCUGUGUGUAAGCUACUAGAGAGAGCAGUAGGUGCCGUCUCUACCAGCCUUCCCAUCCGUCGUUUCACUUCUAUCGCAACGUGUCUGCUUCAGGCCGACAAAACUGGCCAUGAGAGUAUUUUCAAAUGCUUUGAGAAGACAAACUUUUCUGUCUGUGACAGUAAUCUCUUUUGACUCGCUGCCCAGCACUGACACGAACACAGACUUGAAGCAACACGUGUACCUUCAAAAGGGCUUUUUCCUAAUGUUUGCGUGCGGCGGGGUAAGUGAGACAAACGGGUUUCUGUCGGAUGCACUGAGCCACGUCUUCCAUGUUUCGCUGUUAUUAAGUUUCAUAGAUGUACACUAGGGUUAUUUAAUUCUUCUCUAGAUAUGUUCGGUGCAACUCGAUGGACAUUUCUGCAUUUCACAGAGCUCAACGUGAACCCGCACCUUCCCUAUCCACACUUUACCAAAACAAAAAGAAGAGAGAAAAGACCACAGCUUUUGUACUAAAGCUCUUAUUUUUGUAACAGAAAAUUUAAGUACGCAAACCAACAAGACAGGAGUUAACAUUUUGAGAAAAAUGUUAACAAGAAAAAAAGUCUCUGAAAUUGUAUUCCAAAUAGAAAUCCAAUAUAUUUUUUGUCCAAUAAGAAAAUAAUUUAAAAAUAAUCUUCCCAUUCAAGUGGUACUGUUUGACACAGCGUUAACACGCCAACAUUGAUGAAAUGAUUCAAAUUAUUUAGUUGUCCGUUUAUAAGUUAUUUCAGUUGUGCUAAAAGUGGACAAUUUAUAAUAAUUGUCACGAUACUCUUCUGUCAAACUGUAAAUUGUGAAAUCCUGAGGCUGUUUUUAUUUUACAGAAGACAGUUUCUGUGAUGAGAAGUCUGGUGUUCUCUUUGAUGUCAGUGAUGUUUUAGAAUAAAAAAACAAAAGGUUCACAUCAGUGUCCUGAGUUGAGCACUACAUCCGUUCGUUUGAGUUUGUUCUGGUGUUUAUUGUGUGAUUAAAAGAUGAAGUUCUAUACUGAUGUACAUAAUGAUGGGAGCCGCGUUUCCUCCGGCUUUUCCUCACUUGCCUGUCUAUUUUUAUAGGUCGUGUACAUAUGAAGAAAGGCUACUGCCGUUUUACUAACAGGAGGAGUGAAAUGAAAAUAAAAGUGCUUAAUCAGAGCAGUCUGUUGUGUUUUUUGUUUCAUUAUUUGUGACAAUUGCUGACAUGAUUAAAAAGAAUUGAAUUCUGACGCAGA